Rhipicephalus sanguineus (brown dog tick) is the source of this 1545-nucleotide messenger RNA. Its product is annotated as tRNA pseudouridine(38/39) synthase. Lineage: Eukaryota; Metazoa; Arthropoda; Arachnida; Ixodida; Ixodidae. Gene Ontology annotation, cellular component: nucleus; cytoplasm. Gene Ontology annotation, biological process: tRNA pseudouridine synthesis; mRNA pseudouridine synthesis. Gene Ontology annotation, molecular function: pseudouridine synthase activity; RNA binding. Bases 172 to 1530 code for a protein of 452 amino acids. The record is from RefSeq and is a predicted model, not a curated record. The transcript is spliced from 12 exons.
CAUGGCCGCCUCCACAAAUUUCUCGACGUGCGCUUAGCGGCCUGUGCAGCCGCACGACAUUGCGGAUGAGUUUUCGGCAUCAUUAAUUGAAUGUCGCACCUACGGCGUCGGCAUUUUAGGCGGAGGUGAUUUUGCAAAGACAGAACCAACGUGCGCUCGUUGUUCGUCGCUAUGGAGGCCGCUCAGGAGGAACAGCAUCGCUCGAACCGCGAAGGAAAAGCCACCGAGGAGCGCUUAUUGCAGCUUGAAAAACCGGCCCUUGUGGAGCGAAUCCGAAAGCUGGAAAUACAUGUGCAACAGCUGCAAAACCUGCUGCAGUCCAAGGACAAGCCACAGAAGGUGCGGCCGGUCAAGCCGUUUGACUUCACCCGGUUCAAACGUCGGCACGUGGCACUGCGCCUGCUCUACCUGGGCUGGGACUACAGUGGCUAUGUGCUGCAGGAGGACACCGGCCGCACCGUGGAGGCAGCGCUUUUCGAGGCUCUCGAACGCACCCGCCUGCUUGAGGAUCGCACCGACGCGCACUACCACCGGUGCGGACGCACCGACAAGGGCGUCUCUGCCUUCUCCCAGGUAAUCUCCAUUGACCUGCGCACCAAUCUUACGGAAGGCGUCGGGGUCUUUGCUCAGGAGGGCUACCAACCAAGUGAUAGUGCAGAGUCCCGGACGGAAGAGCUCGACUACGUCAAGAUCCUCAACGGAGUUCUGCCACCGGAAAUCCGUGUGCUGGCCUGGGCCCCCGUUGACCAAGCCUUCAGUGCACGUUUCGACUGCCGCCAGCGGACCUACCGGUAUUUCUUCCCUCGCGGCAGUCUAGACAUCGAGAGGAUGUGGGAGGGAGCAACGCUCUUGGUGGGCGAGCACGACUUCCGGAACCUGUGCAAGAUGGACGUGGCCAACGGUGUGACCAACUACAUGCGACGUAUCCUCCGCACCAGCAUAUUCCGGUGGCCACCGUCAAAGCCACCGCUCAUCGCCUCACCAGCUGGUGAGGAAUGGCUCAGACACUGCGCAUUCUGCAAAGACAACCUCACAGGAGACGGCUAUGAUCUGUUUUGCCUGGAGAUAGUGGGUCAAGCCUUUCUAUGGCACCAGGUGCGAUGCAUCGUAGCUGUGCUUCUGCUCAUCGGUCAGCGGCUCGAGGAACCACAGGUCAUAUCGGAGCUGUUGGACGUUGCCAAAAACCCUCGCAAGCCACAGUAUGCCAUGGCAUCAGAGCUGCCCCUGGUGUUGUACGACUGCCAGUUCGAAGGACUGGAGUGGCAGCAGAGCAGCGCCGAGGCAGAGGCUGUUGCCACGCAUCUGCAGGCACUUUGGACGCAAGCCAGAAUCAAGAGUGCGCUGAUGGAGAGCAUGCUGGCCACCCUGCCCGAUGUUCGGAGUCAGCCGCGCUGUCUGCUGGCUCGCGUUGCUCGGAGCCACAAGCCACUCCUCGAAAGGCCACUGUGCGGAAGCCUGGAAGAACGCAUGGCGUCACACGCCAAGCGACGGAAAAUUUGCACAGACGAGCAAGAAGAUAUGGUGGAAUAAAACUACGUGUACAAA